Cajanus cajan (pigeon pea) is the source of this 965-nucleotide messenger RNA. Its product is annotated as germin-like protein subfamily 3 member 1. Lineage: Eukaryota; Viridiplantae; Streptophyta; Magnoliopsida; Fabales; Fabaceae. The record is from RefSeq and is a predicted model, not a curated record. Gene Ontology annotation, molecular function: manganese ion binding.
AGCAUCAUGCAGCCUACCAUUCCCACAUUCCCACUCACACCACCAAGAUGCUUCUCCACAUUGUUUUCCUCCUUUCCCUUCUCUUAUCCACAUCCAAUGCCUCAGUCCAAGACUUCUGUGUGGCAGACCUAAAGGGUGCAGAUGGCCCUGCAGGCUUUCCAUGCAAGGCACCAGCAACAGUAACUUCAGAUGACUUUGUGUAUCCUGGCUUGGCUGAAGCUGCAAAUGUCACAAACAUAAUCAAUGCUGCUGUGACACCAGCAUUUGUUGGCCAAUUCCCUGGUGUCAAUGGCCUUGGUCUCUCAGCAGCAAGGUUAGACCUUGGUCCUGGUGGAGUUAUCCCACUUCACACUCACCCUGGUGCCAAUGAACUACUAGUGGUGAUUCAUGGCCACAUCACUGCUGGAUUCAUAUCAUCAGCUAACAUAGUUUAUGAGAAGACACUGAAAAAGGGAGAGCUCAUGGUUUUCCCACAAGGGUUGUUGCACUUUCAAGUUGCAGCUGGCAAGAAGAGUGCCCUUGCUUUUGCUAUCUUCAGUAGUGCAAACCCUGGCCUCCAAAUCCUUGACUUUGCACUGUUUGCCAGCAACUUCUCCACUCCUUUGGUGACAAAGACUACUUUCCUUGACCCUGCCCUAGUGAAGAAGCUUAAAGCUGUUCUUGGGGGUAGUGGGUAGCUUCUUAACCUUGUGCUUAUGAAUUAAUUGUUUAUUGUUUUGCUUAAUCCAUUCCUUGUGUUGUUUCAAUUAAUUCGCUAGACUUGUUCAGGUUUCUUGCUCAUUGAAUUGUUCGUGUCAAUGUGAAGAAAUAAAUUCGCGUGCCUGAUUUUUUUUUUUUCCCAGAAAGACUAAAUGUUUAAGAUUUGAGAAUAGCUAUGUUUUUAUUCUUUUGUUUCCCAAUGUUUAUGAAGAAUCUUAUCCAGAAGAUGCUAGAGGUCCUUUAUUGACAGGCAUGUUUUAAUUGCA